UCUAACGCACGCUAUUUCAUUCGUUGCUUUAAAUACCAGAUUUUUAUUGCACAGUGCACAGUGUUGUUUAGUUAUUCAUUACCAAACAGUCGUAGUUUAAAGAGUGGACGAUGGAGGUUUCAAUGGUAGAACUGUUAUUGUUGUUUGCUUUGUCUAUUACUUCGUGGUCAUACGUCGAGGCGGGAAAAACAGUCACGUUCACAGAAUGCAGCACCAGCGUUACUGACGAUAACGUAAUUGGUUCCUGGACAUGCAGCAUUGAGGACAAUCGCCUUGUUUCAACUGUAUUCCUUGAAAAGGAUUGUACAAGUUCAGUAACGAUUGACAUAGAAGUAAAAAAAGACGGUAAUCCGAUGAACAAAUUGGCUCAUUCUGUAAAAAAAGUAGCGGCGGACAUAGAAGGGCAAAAUAUAUGUUCAAAUGUUCAAGCCCCAGAUCCUGAUGAUCCGUGUUCCGCAGCUAAGGGUGAACAUGUGUUCGAAGCGUGCGACAUAAGUUCAUGGUUCAGUGACAUGGAUCCCGGAAAUUACGAAUUUAAGGCUGUAUUUAAAGAAGACAAUAAUGACGUCGGUACUACUACGCUUGGCGUAAAAGUCGAGAAUGAAUAAAAGGACAAUCCUCGUUUGAAAGCAUUCAAAAAUAUAACUCAUUAUGUGUAGGUAGUGUAUAAGUAUUGUAAAGGUGUCUUGUUUCAUUUGUAGUAAAUAAACUUCCUGGUAUAUACACAAUUACUUUCUUCUUGAGAUUUGAACCAUAAUUACAUAA
This is a messenger RNA of Dufourea novaeangliae, 765 nucleotides long. RefSeq lists its product as uncharacterized. The transcript is spliced from 4 exons. The record is from RefSeq and is a predicted model, not a curated record. Lineage: Eukaryota; Metazoa; Arthropoda; Insecta; Hymenoptera; Halictidae. Bases 111 to 608 code for a protein of 165 amino acids.